AGCUAUCAUAGCUACCUUGGUUUUCCAUUCUUUCUUUCCGCAUAUAUUGUGACCUUUUAGCCUUAGGUCUCUGAGGGUUGAGCCGUCUGGGCAACAAGAAGCUCCUAAUCCACGAUCUUUACUUUGUUCCUCUCUGAACUAUUCAGUACAACCCCACAGCACAACUAGAUCGCGAUAUCAGACAGCUCCGGUGAAGUUACGCCCAAAGCAGUCACAAUGGGGGACCACGUCCUCUUCUUCUACGGAACCUUAAUGGCGCCACAAAUUCUCCACCGGGUAAUCCACGGCUCACCGGACCCAGAGCCCUGGCAAAAAGCCCUCCUCACAUUCAGACCAGCCAUUCUGCACGGGUACCGACGGCAUCGGGUGCGGGGAGCCGACUACCCAGGUAUCGUGCCGGUCAAGCCAGCAAAUACAGAGCCCGACGCGGAUUCGAAUGCUAACGGCAUGGCAGCCGUGCUUGGGACCGUUGUUUCGGGAUUGACGGACGGUGACAUCCAUCGAUUAGAUAUCUUUGAGGGGACGGAGUAUGAGAAGGGUAAGGUGAAGGUUAGGAUUUUGCGGGAGUCGCUGGGUGGCAAGGAUGGGGAGCUGGAUGGGAAGGAUACGGAUAGACAUUUGAUGGAUGUUCUGGAUGCUGCAGGGGCGGAGUUUGCGGAUGAAGGUGAGGAGGUAAAGGCUGUUACUUAUGUUUAUGUUGCUGGGGAAAGUAAGCUGGAGGAUGGAGAGUGGGAUUUCGAAGCGUUCAAGCGGGAUAAAAUGGCGUGGUGGGUUGGGGCAGAUGAGAGUGAGUGGUAA
Molecule: messenger RNA, 798 nt
Organism: Aspergillus caelatus
Lineage: Eukaryota; Fungi; Ascomycota; Eurotiomycetes; Eurotiales; Aspergillaceae
Product: gamma-glutamylcyclotransferase family protein
Exons: 2
Coding region: 217-798 (193 amino acids)
Source: RefSeq, a predicted model, not a curated record